Messenger RNA from Colletes gigas, 1193 nucleotides. RefSeq names its product methyltransferase-like protein 23. NCBI's taxonomy places the organism in Eukaryota, Metazoa, Arthropoda, Insecta, Hymenoptera, Colletidae. The coding region runs from base 298 to 1047 and encodes 249 amino acids. The record is from RefSeq and is a predicted model, not a curated record. Gene Ontology annotation, cellular component: nucleus; cytoplasm. The transcript is spliced from 3 exons.
UAAAGCUAUGGAUAAUAUUAUACGAUACAUACAUAUUAAAGAGAGAAUUAUAAGACUGUAAACAAAUAAAUCAGAAAGCAUUACGUUUGUACGUCUAAAUAUAUCAGUACAUACAUAGGUAUAUCUCGAAUACAUAAUGAUGUGUACGACGACAACUCUGGACAAAAUAGUGAUUAUAUUUGCCUCUUAGAUUUGAUUUGUUGACGAUGAAAAUUUAAGUUCAUGGUUUCUAUUGCAUACUUGAUAAUUCGGGUCAGAGUGAGAAAAGUAUUAGGUCAAAUGAUUUAAAAAUUAGUCAUGCCAGGUUUAGAAGAAAGUAUUUCACACGAUACCAGUCCUCCCACAGAGAGCCUAAUGUCCGAUGGAAUUGUUUCCGAGCAAGUGAAAAAGUUUUUGUUCACCUCUCGUAAAACUCAAGAUAACGUGCAGUGCAACGACACGUUAGAAAUUUAUAUCCCAGAGUUACUUCAGGCUAGUUAUAGUUUUUAUACGUGGCCAUCCGCUCCUGUAUUAGCUUGGUUUCUUUGGGAGCACAAGGAAGAACUUAUUGGAAAGAGAGUUCUAGAACUUGGCUCAGGUACAGCUCUUCCUGGGAUCUUAGCUAGUAAAUGUGGUGCUAUCGUAACUUUAAGUGAUUCCGCUAGUCUUCCUAGAAGUCUCCAACACAUAAAAAGAAGUUGCGAAUUAAAUGGUAUUCUCUCUCAAGUUCAAAUUGUCGGUAUUACGUGGGGAUUAUUUUUAUCUAGUUUAUUUACCAUCGGACCGUUAGACAUAAUCCUUGGAUCUGAUUGUUUUUACGAACCGGCAGUAUUUGAGGAUAUAGUUGUUACAAUAGCUUUCUUAUUGGAAAGAAAUCCAAAUGCAAAAUUUCUUUGUAGCUAUCAGGAACGAAGCGCGGAUUGGUCCAUAGAACAUCUGUUAAAUAAAUGGAAUCUUACUUGUACUCAUAUAUCGCUGGCUGAACUUGGCACAGACUCUGAUAUAAACAUAUACGACUUAAUGCAAGAUCAUACUAUUCACUUAUUAAGUAUACAACGUGCGACUUGAGUGGCUUUAAAUUGUCAUGGCUAGUCGGUAUGUUGUCCAAGUACAUAAUAUUCCUUGGACAGUUUGUACCUCUGAGCUUAAAGAAUACUUUACAAAGUUGGGUAAAGUGAAAAAAGCACAAGUAUUAUUUGGUAAAGAUGGUGUCA